AUGCUGCAUGUAAGUUUCAACUUCAGAUAUGUUGAGCCGAAGUCACCCAAAAUUAUUUGUGAAGAAAAUUUGCCUGAAUUAGAAGAAGAACUUCUUAAUGAAGAACAGAAACAACGUAGUCGUCUGCAGCAGCUUCACUUUCAAAUAAAAGAGCUGAGAGAAUUGGAUUUGCCAACAAAGGAAACGGAAGACGAAUUAUGGGAUGUGCAAACUGCAAUUACAAUGCUCUGCAGAAAAGUUAAAAGUAUACGUGUGAAAAAAGUGGAGGAAGUAGAAACUCGUAAAAGCGGCGUGCCUACGCCCACACUCGAAAUGUUUGAAGAAAAGCAGUUACUUGCAGCUUGUACGGCUCUGCGCGAGGAUAUUGCUCGUUAUAGGUCGGAAAUAAUCACUUUGGAUCGACAUUUACAAGUGGUAAAUGAAAGUAAAAGUACAGAGACGGCGAAGGACAAUGAAGAUGAUGAGGAAGAUAAAGAUUUUUGGCGUAAAGAAUGCUUGAAGGAGGAGAAAAAGCGUGAAGAUUUAUUAUCAGCUAUCACUUCACUUCGAUAUGACUGCUGUCAGUUACGAGCACAAAUUGAACUAAAUGCAGUCAAACGACCCGCAUUGUUAAUUACGCGGUUCUAA
Thelazia callipaeda (thelaziosis nematode) is the source of this 627-nucleotide messenger RNA. NCBI's taxonomy places the organism in Eukaryota, Metazoa, Nematoda, Chromadorea, Rhabditida, Thelaziidae. The record is from the annotation of a GenBank genome assembly.